This is a messenger RNA of Phycodurus eques (leafy seadragon), 1427 nucleotides long. RefSeq names its product anti-silencing function 1Bb histone chaperone (gene asf1bb). The record is from RefSeq and is a predicted model, not a curated record. The coding region runs from base 161 to 760 and encodes 199 amino acids. Gene Ontology annotation, molecular function: histone binding. Gene Ontology annotation, biological process: DNA replication-dependent chromatin assembly. The transcript is spliced from 4 exons. Gene Ontology annotation, cellular component: nucleus. NCBI's taxonomy places the organism in Eukaryota, Metazoa, Chordata, Actinopteri, Syngnathiformes, Syngnathidae.
GUCGCCCAUUCCGGGUCCACAAAAACAGUGACUGUCCACCUACGUAUCUGGUGAAGCGUGUGCAUGUUUUCGGGCUUGACAAAACAUCUGGCAGAGACGUUAGAAUCGCCAAAUUCAUAAGCUCACAAGGUGCUUCUUUGUUUCUGUCUGAGGAACCGCCAUGGCGAAGGUACAAGUGCAUAAUGUGGCUGUACUGGACAACCCGAGUCCAUUCGGAAAUCCUUUUCAGUUUGAAAUCACGUUUGAAUGCAUGGAAGAUUUGCCCGAAGAUCUGGAAUGGAAGAUCAUCUAUGUCGGUUCAGCUGAGAGUGAAGAAUACGACCAGGUUUUGGACUCUGUUCUGGUGGGCCCUGUGCCAGCUGGUAAAAACAUGUUUGUGUUUCAGGCCGAUGCGCCGAACCCAGACCUCAUUCCAGAGAGUGACGCUGUAGGAGUGACUAUCGUCCUUAUUACAUGCACCUACUGUGGUCAGGUGUUCAUCCGAAUUGGUUACUAUGUCAAUAAUGAAUACACUGACCCAGAACUACGAGAAAACCCACCUCAGAAACCUGACUACUCCAAGCUGCACAGGAAUAUUUUGGCCUCGAACCCACGGGUCACUCGCUUCCAAAUCAACUGGGAAGGUCUGGCAGAGAAGAUGGAGAACAACGAGAACCUGGACCCAUCUCCCAACAUCAGCGGCAUGCUCCACCCGGACUGUCUAGCAGGAAAGAUGCCACCUCUUGGACUAAUACCCGACAAUUCCAUGGACUGCAUUUAAGAAUGGUCAUAUUAGUUCUACGGACAAGCACUUCUCACUUGUAUACACGCCAACACAGCAUCACUGUGGGACCUAGAACAGGAAAAAAACAGACAUGGUGGUACAACACAAACAUGACUGAUCAAAUAUAUAUAAUCUUUGGCCGAUUUGCAAUCUCGUAGCCGAGGUGGUCAAUAUGUAAGUCAUCAGUUACCAUUUUGAGGCCUCUGGUUGCCUUAAAUACUUCUUAAAAAAUACAUUUGUCCUCAUACUUGUGUACACUUGCAGCUUGCAGAAGCCAUUUAAAGCUUGGCGUAGUUAGAAAAGGUUGCUCACUAAAAAGUGUGCCAUUUUUUUAUGAACGUGUAGCAUUAUAAAUGCCAUAGAAAAAACUGAAGCGUCAUGGCCUACUUUCGGGGUUAUGUCCGAUGUGCCUUGUUUGCUUUUGCAGAAAAAAACGUGACCUCAGUCAGUCUCGAAUAAAAAUUGAAGGACAAAUUAAUACACAAUUUCCUGUUAACUUGAAAAUCAAAUUUCAUUCCAUUCCAUUUAUGCAGGUCCAUAGAGAUGACAAUUAUUCCAAGCUGCAGUCAACCUUGGAAAUAAAGUUUUCCCUGUCCAAUUUUUGUAUGUUUUCAGGACAUUUUUGUAAUAAUAAAUUGAAAAAUAAAGUUUUUUUUCCACUUGA